This is a messenger RNA of Mizuhopecten yessoensis (Yesso scallop), 2846 nucleotides long. Its product is annotated as sodium- and chloride-dependent creatine transporter 1-like. Gene Ontology annotation, biological process: sodium ion transmembrane transport. Gene Ontology annotation, cellular component: membrane. The record is from RefSeq and is a predicted model, not a curated record. The transcript has 13 exons. Bases 387 to 2192 code for a protein of 601 amino acids. NCBI's taxonomy places the organism in Eukaryota, Metazoa, Mollusca, Bivalvia, Pectinida, Pectinidae.
GAGGAAAGAUUUUAUUAAUCUCAACCCGAGGGCUAAGAUUCUUAAGUUCUUAAGAGAAUCCUAUAUCCCCUCGAACUUUCGUUGCGAGGAGAUUUUAACGUUUAUAAAAGCACGUUUCGUCUUUCUUUUCUCCUCGGACACGCCUAAGAGAAUCUCUUAAUCUAUACAUGUCACUGAAUCCUCUUCACUAAGUAAAAAAUAACAAAGUCGGUAUCUUUUAUUUUUAAUGUAAAUUAUCAAAAUUCUACACAUGCUGUAUCGUGUUUAUUUACACCUUGGUGAAACAUGUAGAAAAAUAGGCUAUACAUAGUGUAAAUUAGUGGAGCGUGUCGGCUACUAGACACAUAUAUAUCUAACCAUUACUGAUAUACCAAGCACAGUACACCAUGAUGGAGACGAAGGAUAAUGGAGAAAUUUGUUCUGGAGAGGAACAUAUGUUUGUGUCGGAAGCCGAAGAUUCCCAGAAAGGCCUACACAAGCGAGAGACCUGGUCUACUAAAAUGGACUUCCUCCUGGCAUGUGUUGGAUUUUCAGUCGGAUUCGGAAAUGUCUGGAGAUUUCCCUAUCUCUGUUACAAAAACGGUGGAGGAGCGUUCCUCAUUCCUUACCUUGCAUGCGUGGUCGUGGCCGGAGUACCUCUCUUCUUUAUGGAAGUAGCCGUUGGUCAGUUUAUGGGGGUCAGCGGAUUCAAGGCAUGGAAUAUCUGUCCUUUAUUCCAAGGUCUUGGUGGUGUGACGACCACAGUGGUGUUCUACCUAAACUGUUACUACAACGUGAUCAUCUGUUGGGCUCUUUACUAUGUGUUUUCCUCCUUUACCUCCGAGCUUCCCUGGAAGACGUGUGGUCACGAGUGGAACACGGAACACUGCUACGACUUCACUGCUGUAAACAAGACAAAUUCUACGAACAAUGUAACGGCGGUGCCAAUGAUCAGGAUAGACCCAGUCAAUGAGUAUUGGGAGAGAAAAGUGUUAGGAAUAUCGGACGGGAUAGAGAAUAUGGGAACCAUCAAAUGGGAUCUAGCCCUGUGUCUCCUGUUGGCCUGGGUUAUCGUAUAUGUUUGCAUCUGUAAAGGAAUUCGAUCUUCCGGCAAGGUGAUUUACGUAACGGCGACCGCCCCAUACCUCUUCAUGCUCGCCCUGCUUAUACGUAACUCUGUUCUAGAGGGCGCUCUUGACGGGGUCAUUUAUUAUCUCAAACCAGACUUAGCCAAACUGUUGGACGUCGGGGUUUGGGUCGACGCCUCCACACAAAUUAUGUGGUCCUAUUCCAUAGGAAUUGGAGCUCUGACUGCUCUCGGCAGCUACAACAAAUUCAACCAUAAUUCUUACAGAGAUGUUACGAUCUUCGCGCUGAUAAACUCCGGGACCAGUAUCUUUUCGGGGUUCCUUAUAUUUACAAUUCUCGGGCACAUGGCUUUCCUGCAGGACACGACAGUAGAUAAAGUAGCUUCGUCAGGUCCCGGGCUGGCGUUUAUUGCCUACCCAAAGGCAGUUUCCCUGAUGCCAGGAGCGCCCGUGUGGUCUGCGCUCUUCUUCAUCAUGCUCAUAUUUCUGGGAAUCGACAGCCAGUUUGUACAAAUGGAGGGGUUCAUCACUUCCGUUGUUGAUCAGUAUCCUCAUGUCCUUCGGCGUGGAUACCGAAAGGAGUUGUUUAUAGCCUUUGUGUGCUUUAUAUCAUUCCUUAUAGGAUUGUCAAUGGUUUCAGAGGGAGGGAUGUACGUGUUUCAAAUAUUUGACUAUUACUCUGGAAAUCGAGUCAUGCUUCUCAUCGCUUUCACCGAAUGUGUAGCAAUAUCCUGGAUUUAUGGCAUCAAACGGUUCUACGACAACGUUGAGAUGAUGUUGGGAUGGCGUAUUAAUCGGUACAUGUGGGUGGCGUGGACAAUACUUUCACCGAUGUUUUGUGCAGUCUUUUUUCUGAUCGGCAUAGUGACCUAUUCCGAACUUGAUUACAAGCGGCCUUUGACCACGUAUCACUACCCCGAUUGGGCGGUGGCGAUAGGAUGGGUAAUGGCGAUGUCCUCCACCCUUUGGGUUCCAGCUCUUAUCAUACACAAAUUCAUAAAGCACGGAUUUUCGAUGAAGACGUUUAAGCUGAUGCUUGUCCCGGUUGGUCUGAAGGAUCAUCAACUGAGGCCUGAGGACAGAGGAGAGAAAUCCCUACAUAUCUUACAAAAUGGAUAUAAUUAAAGCUUCUUAAUUGCUAGAGUGAUGACAGUAUUUAUCAAAUUUGUAUCAAAUGUAAAAUCAUAUAAUGUAACUACAGAGUUUAAACUUCGUAAAUAUACUUUAUUUCUGCAGUAAAAUAUGAUGUAUUAAGUGAGGUUUUAAUAUUAAUCUAUGGUAUAGUGAUUGCUGUAGAACACACAUAUUUACUUACUAUAAGUAUGAGCAGCUUUUAUUAGUCCGUACGUUGUUUUGAUGAAACAGAAUAUUCAGAUAUGUAACUUUGUAAAUGUCGUGGUUACUACUGGGUACAGUGAAUGUUCCUACAUCCCUUGCUCGUUCAAGCUGUGAAAAACUGAUGAAUAACCUUUGUACAGACGUAAUUUCUUUUAACAUAUACAGAUAUCUACAACUGUGGUUUUUAGUAUCUGGUUUUAUUUGAACAUUAUACCCCGAAUUCUAAGGUAUUUGCUGAGUUAACUCAUAUGGAACGUCCGUUAGUCAACAGAUUAACAUCUGCCUUUACAAAUGAAGUUUGUACUGAGUUUAUAGCUGUAUAAUUAACAUUUGAAAACCAUCAUCUGCAAAAUAACAUAUGGCAAUAUUAAAAUCACAAAGGGAAAUAAAGUAUUUCACAACAAGAACAUAAUGGCGACAUUAAAACAUUCCCAUAUUCUU